Messenger RNA from Drosophila ficusphila, 2330 nucleotides. It is a transcript of the gene MTPAP, whose product is annotated as poly(A) RNA polymerase, mitochondrial. The record is from RefSeq and is a predicted model, not a curated record. The transcript has 3 exons. NCBI's taxonomy places the organism in Eukaryota, Metazoa, Arthropoda, Insecta, Diptera, Drosophilidae. Gene Ontology annotation, molecular function: poly(A) RNA polymerase activity. Gene Ontology annotation, biological process: mitochondrial mRNA polyadenylation. Bases 114 to 1958 code for a protein of 614 amino acids.
UGUUGGUAAUCGAUGACCGGCUCAACAUAACCUAAAACCAGAGACCACAAAUAUUCGGCUCAGUUCAGGAUUUUAAGGUCUUGGACCUGAACAGCCCACCACCCACACCCGCCAUGAACAGUUUAGUGCGCCGCAGCCAGCAGCUAAGCCUCUGGCGCACUUAUUGCAUAAAACACAGCUCCGCGGAGGCGGCGUCCCCCAACCGGAAUGCAGGUAAGCUCAACUACGAGGAGUUUAUUGGCCAUCACAAGCAACUGGCACGGCGUAGCAUUGUCGUCCAGGUAAAUUCCGAAAAGUCGUAUGCGGAGUUGUAUAACUACUGCAGCCGUUUCGGCUCGAUCCUGGGUGCCCACCACUACUGCGUGCGUCAGGACGAGGCCCUGCAUUAUGUCCUGUUGGAGUACGCCACUUUGGGCGAGGCGGCGACGGCCAUCGAUGCGGGAGUCACCAACGGGGAGCUGUGUGGCGUUCCUGUGCGAUCACCCUUUCUCUGGUUCCGGGCUGCGGGAUCCGCAAGACGUAGCCCCAAGCUGACAACUAACCCAGCGCCCCAGCUAUUAGCUCUUGACGGUACGAGGCAGGUCGAGCAGUCCUAUCUCCUGGAACUCCUCCGAGGUGCUGCGAGCAUUGAGGAACAGGUGCAGCAGCUGUACAAGCACACGCGCCUAAAUGAACUUGGCAUUCGCAUGCGCUUCUUGGCCGCCCUGCAGGUGGAGCAGGCCAUUGCCGGAAUGUUUCCCGCCGCUCAGGCCCAGCCUUUUGGCUCUUCGGUGAACGGAUUCGGCCGGAUGGGUUGCGAUCUGGAUCUCAUCCUGCGCUUCGACAACGACAUGGGCGCCAAGAGCCCGCUCAAGGUAGCGGAUCCAUCGCGGCUAGUCUACCACACCAAGGAGAGUUUGAGCAAUGGCCGCUCGCAAGUUCAGCGGCACAUGGAGUUGUUUGGCGACAUGUUGCAUCUGUUUCUGCCUGGAGUCUGUCAUGUAAGACGCAUUCUGCAGGCCAGGGUGCCCAUCAUCAAGUACCAUCACGAGCAUCUGGACCUGGAGGUGGAUCUGUCAAUGAGCAACCUAACUGGCUUCUACAUGUCGGAGCUUUUAUACAUGUUCGGCGAAAUGGAUCCACGCGUACGUCCUCUGACCUUUAGCAUUCGGCGCUGGGCGCAGUCCUGUGGUCUGACGAAUCCCUCGCCAGGCCGCUGGAUCAGCAACUUCUCCCUCACCUGCCUGGUUAUGUUCUUCCUGCAACAACUGCGCCAGCCCAUACUGCCCACCAUUGCUGCGCUGACAAAGGCGGCAGAGUCGGAGGAUUCCCGAACGCUCGAGGACGGAAUUAACUGCACCUUCGCACGGGACGUGGAGCGAUUGGGCUUCAGGAGUCGCAAUCAAAGCUCCUUAAGCGAACUGCUGCUGCAGUUCUUUGAGUAUUACUCGCAGUUCGAUUUUCACAACCGAGCCAUUUCGUUAAACGAAGGAAGGCCUCUGUCCAAGCCGGAUCACUCGGCGAUGUACAUCGUAAAUCCUCUGGAGCAGCUGCUCAAUGUCAGCAAGAACGUAAGCCUGGAGGAGUGCGAGCGACUGCGCAUCGAGGUGCGGAAUGCCGCCUGGGUUUUGGAGUCCGAGGUUGAGAACGCAUCACUUCCGGAGGGCGAAGGCGAACGCCAGGAGCUCUCCUGGGGCCUGCUGAACCUGUUUAGGCACCCCGAGAAGGCCGUCAUCCGGCCGAACAUGUUUUUCAAGCCGCGCAUGGUCGAGGUCAGCGAUCUCUUCGCGGACAAGCAGGAGUCGGAUGCAACGACCAACCCAAAUGCUUCAACUUCAGCAAUCACCUACAAAAACGCCUCCGUGCGACAGCAGGUGCAAAGCAUCAAGGCGACCACGCGCUCCGAACUGAAGCAGCUCCGCGGAUCAGGGAGCACGGCUCUACCAAGCAGUGCCAAAAACCGACGAAGCAGCAGGUGAUGAUGCUUCUGAUUCGGCAACACCCGUGUACAUACGUAGAUUAAUUGCAACUCCACCUUCGAAGUGGGUUAAGUUGACUAAACUGAAUGUUGUUCAUACUAUUAAACCUCCUCUUAAGUAAGCUUAAGUCUAGGAUCGAGGAAAUGUUGAGUAUUUAAUUAAAUCUAUUUUAAAGAGUAAUGAGACCAAAAUUAUCAAUCCAGUAAGAUUGUUACCGGAUCUAUAACACGAUUCGCUGGGUCAAACCAAAUUAAAAAUUUGUUAGAAGUUAUCCCUAAGAAAUACUUUCUUAGUUAAAGUAAAAUUAAUACUGUUUUCUAUGACAAUAAAACAAAAAUGUAAAACAAUAAGAAAAAGUUCCAACCACCCGUA